Messenger RNA from Colletotrichum navitas, 990 nucleotides. RefSeq lists its product as uncharacterized. Bases 1 to 990 code for a protein of 329 amino acids. The transcript has a single exon. The record is from RefSeq and is a predicted model, not a curated record. Lineage: Eukaryota; Fungi; Ascomycota; Sordariomycetes; Glomerellales; Glomerellaceae.
AUGGACACUCAGAGCCCCUCAAUCUCUAUUGCUCGUACGGCAGGCAAAGCAGGCACCGCGAAGAGCGUAUCCUGGACCACUCCCACACUGUCCCGCCCCGCGGGUAAGCUCUCUUGCCACAAAACAUCAAGUGACGCACAGGCCGAGCCAAUCAUCGAGUUCCAGCCAACUGUUCCUACUCCGGGUUCGCUCGCACAUGGCCGCAGGCAACAAGAGGUCCGCUUUGCAGACCCCGAAAUCUGUACAUUCGACGACAACGACUAUGACCUGAUUGACUGCGGUGACGACCUCUUCCCGGAGGACGAGGGCGAUGACAGAUACGAUCAGUACGACUACGAAGGCAAAAUGGACUUCUUCCAGGAUGAGACCUUGAAAGCGGAGCCCGAUGACUUGUUGGACUUCCAGGACGAACUGUCCUGUUCAGUUGUCCCCAGACUCAUCCUGACGACUCCCGAGGGCGAGACCAUCACCGGCGACGACAUCCCCGAGGGGAAAAAGUGCUACUUCUCGAAAGAGUACCGCGCCCUUCAACAGCGGUGGCUUGACAACCUCGCCAACAGCCUCGUCCCGGGCAACUGGAAAAAGAUCCGCGAUUGGAACCUCCCAGAGGAGACCUAUCGUGAGAGACGCCGCGCCGAGGAGAAGAAGCGGAAACGCCAGAGGGAGAAGGAAGAGAGCCAACGACGACGUCAAGAGGCUGACGCGGCGGAGCGCGCGCGGCAGCUACAGAAAAUGCAAGUCCAGUACGACAAGCAGGAGGGCCGCUACCGGGACGUGGAGAAGCGGCAUCAGGCACAGCAGUCGUGGACGUGGUACCCUGGUGUUGACAUUCGGAAGUUAGUUGAGGAGUUGCUUGAGAAGUUGAUUGAGAAGAUGAUUCGGAAGAACGAGGAGGCCGUGAGAAAGUUCCAGCAGGUCACGGACAAGUUGAGUGCGAUAGAAGCUCGAGAGCGAGAUAGACUGGAAUCGUGGGGUCGCGAGCGAGCUUGA